UCUCAUGAACACAAACAUUCAACUUUAUCUACUCCUGAGGCAAGAAAAUGGCCUUUUCUUUAUUUUCAUGCCUCCUGUUUGCUUCUGUUGUUACAAUGAUAUCUUCAUUUGCAGCUGAAGCUGCCAUUAAGAAGUACCAAUUCGAUGUUGUGGUGAAGAAUGUGAGCAGACUGUCUCACCCUAAACCAAUUGUUACCGUCAACGGGAGGUUCCCUGGGCCUACAAUCUAUGCCCGAGAGGGAGAUCGUGUUGUCGUCAAUGUCACCAACCAUGCUCAAUAUAACCUCUCCAUCCAUUGGCACGGACUGAAACAAUUUCGGAAUGGAUGGGCUGAUGGUCCAGCCUACAUUACGCAAUGUCCGAUCCAGAGUGGCAACUCGUACAGCUAUGACUUCAAUGUUACAGGGCAGAGAGGGACGUUGUGGUGGCAUGCUCACAUACUGUGGCUGCGAGCGACGGUUCAUGGGGCGAUCGUCAUCAUGCCAAAGCAAGGAGUUCCUUUCCCGUUCCCUCAACCCCAUGGUGAAUCAGUGCUGGUCCUAGGAGAAUGGUGGAAUUCUGAUGUUGAAGAGCUGGUGAAGCAAGGCAAUGCACUUGGUUUGCCACCUAAUAUGUCUGAUGCCCACACGAUCAAUGGAAAGCCUGGCCCUCUUUUCCCCUGUUCAGAUAAACAUACCUUCGUUACUGAAGUCGAAUGGGGAAAGACGUACCUCUUGAGAAUCGUCAACGCAGCCCUGAACGACGAGCUCUUCUUCGCCAUCGCGGGCCAUAACAUGACGGUGGUGGAGAUCGACGCCGUCUACUGCAAGCCUUUCACAACCAGUGCUAUCCUGAUUACCCCAGGUCAGACCACAAACGUUCUUGUGACUGCCAACCAAGCUCCUGGCAGAUACUUCAUGGCCGCCAGGGAUUUCAACGACGCUCCCAUCCCUGUCGACAACAAAACUGCGACUGCUAUUCUCCAAUACAAAGGCGUUCCGGAUACUGUCAUCCCGGUCCUGCCUCAACUUCCAGCACAAAAUGACACUUCAUUCGUCGACACUUAUUCUAACAGUCUUCGGAGUCUCAACACACCGCAGUUCCCUGCUAAUGUCCCUCUCACAAUCGAUCGUCAUCUCUUCUUCACUGUCGGCCUUGGAAGAGACCCGUGCCCCACUUGCCUCAACAGCACCAAGCUAACUGCAUCCAUUAACAACGUCACCUUUGUGAUGCCCAAGAUUGGACUGCUUCAAGCACAUUACUUCAACAUCAACGGAGUUUUCAAAUUGGACUUCCCCGACAAGCCACCCGCACCAUUCAACUACACUGGAGCUCCCCUGACAGCCAACUUGGGAACUUCGCUCGGUACUAGACUUAGCAAACUGGCUUUCAACUCGACUGUCGAGCUCGUGCUUCAAGAUACAAAUCUUCUCACCGUCGAAUCUCACCCUUUCCAUCUCCACGGGUUCAACUUCUUCGUCGUGGGGAGGGGAGUCGGUAAUUUCGAUCCUGCAAAAGACCUGGCUAAGUUCAACUUGGUUGAUCCGCCAGAAAGGAACACUGUAGGAGUUCCUACAGGUGGUUGGACGGCAAUAAGGUUCAGAGCUGAUAAUCCAGGGGUUUGGUUCAUGCACUGUCAUCUGGAGCUGCACACUAUGUGGGGGCUGAAGAUGGCUUUUGUGGUGGAGAAUGGAAAUGGGCCUGAUCAAUCCAUACUGCCUCCUCCCAAUGAUCUUCCACCAUGCUAACUGAUCAGGCUAUAUCGCGACAUUAUUACUUCUUGUGUCUUAUUUGUUCUCCGAAAGUCGGAGGUCGUUUGCUGAUGGCGAUGGGGUUUGAAGAUGAUGAUCCUAGUCGUCAUUCAUUCAAGAAAUUUGUGAUUGCUUCGGGAAAUUGUUAAUCUUUGGUAUGAAUAAAAUGCUCAGGCAAGAAAACAAAAGUCCUCUUGCUGGAUAUGUAUAAGAAAUAAUUCUGACAGUUUUUCUCUUUUCUCUUUCUGUAAGUAGUCACUGGAUGUAAGUUUGUAACCAGUGGCACAACUAAAAUUGAGAACAAGAAUUCAGUGUUCAUGACCA
Asparagus officinalis (garden asparagus) is the source of this 2054-nucleotide messenger RNA. Its product is annotated as laccase-11-like. Bases 48 to 1727 code for a protein of 559 amino acids. The transcript has 6 exons. Lineage: Eukaryota; Viridiplantae; Streptophyta; Magnoliopsida; Asparagales; Asparagaceae. Gene Ontology annotation, cellular component: apoplast. Gene Ontology annotation, biological process: lignin catabolic process. The record is from RefSeq and is a predicted model, not a curated record. Gene Ontology annotation, molecular function: copper ion binding; hydroquinone:oxygen oxidoreductase activity.